AUGGCUAUGAACAAAGGAGAUAAUGUUAUAAUUGACAUCGAUCGCUUGGUGUCUUCAAUAGAAGAUAUGAUGCCCCAUGAUUUGCUCACACGGCCUAAGUGUUGUAUCUUCAAAACCCAAGCCAUUCUCUACAGGAAUAAUGAAAAAGCUUUUGUCCCCAAUGCCUUUUCUAUUGGGCCUCUACAUCAUGGCAGUCUAAACUUGAAAGCCACAGAAAAAAUUAAAGUUGAGUAUUUACAAAGCCUUGUCUCUCGGUCACUAUUUCCGGAUACAAUGCUAAUAACUCUCAUCACUUCCAUCAUAGAGGUGGAGGAAGAGGCACGUGAGUGUUAUGCUGAAGCAAUUGAUUACAGCCCAGAAGAACUUGUGAAAAUUUUGGUAGUUGAUGGUUGCUUUCUUAUUGAGUUCUUCCUCAGGCACGCUUAUGAGGAGCUUAGAAAAGAAGACGACCCUAUUUCCACCAUGUCAUGUAUGAGCAAAUUUCUAGGUCAUGACCUGAUAUUGCUAGAAAACCAGGUACCUUGGAUGGUACUUGAGAUUUUGUUCGACUUGACAAAGGAUUCUAAUCAUGACAUGCCCCUAUGUCUACUUGUCGCAUAUUUCUUUCAUUACCACUUUUUAUCCUAUAGAAUAUUGCCUCCCCCGCAGGUUCAAAUUACUAAUCUCAAAGGCAUCAAACAUUUUGUUGAUCUAUUCAGAAAAUUGUCGACUCUAUCAAGUGUGGAAGAAAAGAAAGAAAGAAUGCAGGGGUGGGAACUCUUGCCUUCUGCUACGAGUCUACUGAAGUCUGGAAUCAAAUUCAAAAGGGGUACGUCUGAAAGCAUAUUGGACAUAAAAUUUAUUGAUGGCGUUCUAGAAAUUCCUCCAAUAGUAAUUCACGACUUAACAGAAACUGCCUUUCGAAAUCUCAUCAGCUAUGAACAAUGUCACCCCAAAUGUGAAGCUAGGGUCACUUCCUAUGCCAUGCUCUUAGACAACCUCAUUAUCACUACCAAGGACAUGGAUAUUCUCAUCGAUAAUCAGAUAGUUGUCAAUUGGUUGAAUCAUGAGGAUGCGGCCCAGCUCUUCAACAAGCUUUACCAUAACACUUAUGUAAAGGACUACUAUUACCAAAACAUUUGCCAUGAAGUAAAUAGUUUUCGCCGAUGCAGGUGGCCGAGAUGGCGUGCGGUGCUUGUGCGCAAUUAUUUCAACACUCCAUGGGCUGUUCUUUCCACAGUUGCCGCAUUUAUCCUUUUAAUCCUCACUUUGUUACAAACAGUGUACAGCAUAAAAAAUUAG
This is a messenger RNA of Corylus avellana, 1281 nucleotides long. NCBI's taxonomy places the organism in Eukaryota, Viridiplantae, Streptophyta, Magnoliopsida, Fagales, Betulaceae. The record is from RefSeq and is a predicted model, not a curated record.